AUGGCUACGACCAACAAAUAUCCACCGUCGACAACUAUGACCAGACCGUCCAUCCAAACGAGGGGGAGGUCUGCGAGCAUCUCAAUGGAGGGAAAGCCCAAAGAGCUGGAGCGAAGGUCGACGGGACUUGCAUAUACAAGAAGCUCGGCCACAAACCUUGCUGGACCAACUACGGUGAAGUCUGCUUCGAGGCCGAGAGAAGCCACUUCGAGGUCGAGAGAUCCCAUUCGGCGGCCUGCAACACCCACAGCCCAAACGGGUAUACCGACGACUACUCGGCGAUCAGCAACGCCAACUGCCAUGCCUCGAUCCAAUACUUACUCAGGUGGGCCUCCUUCCUCUGCCGGUACGCUGCUGUCAUCGGAUCAGGCAUCCCAACUGAAACGACCAUCGAAUUCUUCUUUACACCGCCCCAACUCACCAAGCAAGACUCUGUCUGCCAAGCCUUCGGCGUCACAUCUCGCCCCUCCUUCGCCCUCCAAGUUGCCAGCUAAUAUUGCUGCGUCGGCUGAAGUUAGUAAGCUUCAAGCAGAGCUCCUACAGCUGUAUCUGCUUCACCAGGAGGCUCCAACUGUGGAUGCUGAAUGGAGGGCGAGUGCCAAGCAGAAGCUGGGGAACCGGUUCCAAAAGCUGAGCGAAGAGAGUAGGGAGGUUGCUGAGCAGGAGAGUAUAGCACUGGAAAAGCGGAACGUGCUCGCGCUCCGAAGAUGGGGCAGUGGUGGUAGACUGGACGAGAAGAUCCAGUCUCUGGAAUCCAUCAUUACGAAUGUAUGGUCACUGAGCGACCCAGGUGGCCGAUAUGCUCGUGUGGUGCGACAUUUCGAGAUUUGGAUCGAUGGCGUGAGUGAGAUGGAGGACGCGAGAAGAAAGGGCGCCAUGCUCACCCAAGGAAACGACAACCUGUUCAUUGAAGACUUGGAUGCCCGAUGGAAAGAGGAGCGUGGAGAUCUCAUCCAGCUUCUAACCGAAUGGAGGCAGCAGCUCAGCGAUAUCGAUGACCUGAGUCGAGAUGAGUUUUACGAGCCGCCGGAGGAGGAUGAGAAAUCUAGCUUGGAGAAGAUGCUGGACGGAUCGCGUAUGCUGAUUGACGACAUGUUGGCGGAGUUGGAGAUUAUGGAGGAGGUUGAGCACGAGGCGCUUGCGAGGGAAGAUGCGUGGAUCGAGAAGAUGAAUAGGAGCGAGGAGGAUGACGACUUCCGGGUCUCGCGGGUGAGAGGCGCCUGGAACGAAAUGUGA
Molecule: messenger RNA, 1236 nt
Organism: Trichoderma harzianum CBS 226.95
Lineage: Eukaryota; Fungi; Ascomycota; Sordariomycetes; Hypocreales; Hypocreaceae
Exons: 2
Coding region: 1-1236 (411 amino acids)
Source: RefSeq, a predicted model, not a curated record